AUGUCUGAGAAGAAUUUUGGUCGAACGGAUGCGUCGACACCGCAGCCAAUUGUAAAAAUUGGGCACUAUCUGCUGGGGAAUACACUGGGAAUCGGGACAUUUGGAAAAGUGAAAAUUGGCGAACAUCAACUAACAAAGCACAAGGUCGCUGUGAAGAUUCUGAAUCGGCAGAAGAUUAAGAGUCUCGAUGUUGUGGGUAAAAUACGUCGGGAAAUACAGAAUUUAAAACUCUUCCGACAUCCGCAUAUCAUUAAGCUGUACCAGGUGAUCUCAACACCCACCGAUAUCUUCAUGAUUAUGGAAUAUGUUAGUGGUGGUGAGUUAUUUGACUACAUUGUGCGACAUGGGAAAUUGCAAGAACACGAAGCAAGGAGAUUCUUUCAGCAAAUUAUUUCCGGUGUAGAUUAUUGCCAUAGACAUAUGAUUGUUCACAGAGAUUUAAAACCAGAAAAUCUACUUCUCGAUCAUAAUAUGCAUGUUAAGAUUGCAGAUUUCGGCUUAUCAAAUAUGAUGCUUGACGGUGAGUUCUUAAGAACUUCCUGUGGUUCACCCAACUAUGCAGCACCUGAAGUUAUAUCGGGGAAACUCUAUGCUGGCCCUGAGGUUGAUAUAUGGUCCUGUGGAGUUAUUUUGUAUGCAUUACUCUGUGGUACACUUCCCUUUGACGACGAGCAUGUCCCAACAUUGUUCCGAAAGAUUAAAUCCGGUAUCUUUCCCAUCCCGGAAUACCUCAAUAAGCAAGUUGUCAGUUUACUCUGUCAAAUGCUGCAGGUAGAUCCACUAAGAAGGGCAACAAUUGAGGAAAUCAAAAAGCACGAAUGGUUCCAAAAGGAAUUGCCAUCAUACCUCUUCCCAUCUCCUGUGGAACAGGAUAGCAAUGUAAUUGAUAUUUAUGCCGUGAGUGAGGUAUGUGAGAAGUUUGGCGUUAAGGAGAGUGAGGUGCACAAUGCCCUACUAAGUGGUGAUCCACACGAUCAAUUGGCCAUUGCUUAUCAUUUGAUAAUUGAUAACAAACGCAUUGCCGAUGAGGCGGCAAAGGCUGAAAUUAAGGAUUUCUAUGUGGCUGGGAGUCCACCUCCGGUUAAUAUUGUUCCGAGUGAGAAGCAAGAAAAUGCAUCAUCGUCUGCACCUGGAAGACCACAUCCAGAGCGCAUUGCACCCCUACGUGAAAGGGUGCUGGCAAAUACAACCACCUAUCAGGGGGUUGAUAAAACACGCGGAACACCCGUGAAGCGUGCUAAGUGGCAUCUUGGUAUACGAUCGCAGAGUAAACCAAAUGAUAUCAUGCUGGAAGUCUACAGAGCCAUGAAAGCUCUUGAUUUUGAGUGGAAAGUCAUUAAUCCGUACCACGUAAGGGUGAGGCGGCAGAAUAAAUCGAGUGGAAAGCACGUGAAAAUGUCCCUUCAACUCUAUCAGGUUGAUGCCAAAUCUUUCCUUUUGGAUUUUAAAUCCCUCACAAGUGAUGAAGUGGAGCAGGGAGAUGAUGUAAUCAUGGACAUGGAGAGUAUGACACCCCCAACAAAUCUCUCGGACUCCUUCAACCCAAUGUUUCCGCAACAGUGCGCUACAGGACACCACACAAUGGAAUUCUUUGAGAUGUGUGCAGCUCUUAUAAUUCAAUUAGCACGCUAAGUUAGCGAUGCCCUUAAUCCACUAUCUUGUUACCUAAAAAACAAAAAUUAGUGUCUCUAAAAGGAUAAACUUUAAUUUAAUCUUCCAAGUUGAUUGCUUUCUAAGUUGAGCUUUAGUAGAAGAAGAGUUGUUUUUCUUUUGGGUAGUACAACAUAAUGCCUUUUAGGCCUUUUAUUAUCUCAAAAA
Messenger RNA from Lutzomyia longipalpis, 1818 nucleotides. RefSeq names its product 5'-AMP-activated protein kinase catalytic subunit alpha-2 (gene AMPKalpha). Gene Ontology annotation, cellular component: cytoplasm. Gene Ontology annotation, biological process: intracellular signal transduction; protein phosphorylation. The record is from RefSeq and is a predicted model, not a curated record. Bases 1 to 1632 code for a protein of 543 amino acids. NCBI's taxonomy places the organism in Eukaryota, Metazoa, Arthropoda, Insecta, Diptera, Psychodidae. The transcript is spliced from 3 exons. Gene Ontology annotation, molecular function: protein serine/threonine kinase activity; ATP binding.